CCUUCUAUCCCGCGGCUUCCUGUGGAUGUCUGUCAACGGAUUGUCGACCACAUAGCUACGAGACGGGAUGUCACUUUUCCUGGUGUAAAAGGCGAGCCACAUCUGAUCGCCCUCACAUCCUGCGCACUCGUAUGCCGAGAUUGGUAUCACCUGACGUGGUACCAUCUGCGUCAACGCAUCUAUCUACGAGACCGGAAGGACGUCCUCUCGCUCUCAAAGACACUCCGCGGAAGACCACGCCUCCGUGAGGUCGUUCAACAGGUCGUCAUAUCGGGUGCGUCUCCCGGGGAACGACAACCCAUCAGGCACCUGGGGACGUUGACCGUCAUGCUCGCGGGCAAAAUUCCUAGAUUGUCGAGGAUCAUCAUUGAAGAUGCGGAGUGGACCGUUGGCUCGGUCCGAAUGGAGGACAUCCGCUACCUAGCUGCAUUCAGCACAGUUUGGAAUCUAUGCAUUGCUAAUGUCACCUUGUCGAGCAUUGCUCAGCUGUCCCGCCUCGUUUCAGCUUUACCGGCGCUGAUAGCGUUACAAUGCAUGAACGUC
Messenger RNA from Fomitopsis serialis, 543 nucleotides. RefSeq lists its product as uncharacterized. The record is from RefSeq and is a predicted model, not a curated record. Lineage: Eukaryota; Fungi; Basidiomycota; Agaricomycetes; Polyporales; Fomitopsidaceae. The transcript has a single exon. Gene Ontology annotation, molecular function: protein binding. The annotation marks the transcript as partial.